AUGCUCGGGAUGCUCGGCAGAUAUCAGAAGGAGGAACACAACGCAUGCCUAAAACCCAAAGACCUUUCGACCUCCACGGAUAGACGCGCAACCGCCAGCUUGUUGGGUCUCGUACUCCUCGCAACUCUGAGCAAGGCGGAGGACGUCACACUGUUCCAGCCUGCGCUUCCAGCACCCACAGAAACCCCCGUACUCGAGAAUUUAGGCACUUUCUUGGGAGUCGAGCCGGUGGAUCCUACAACGACCGAAACGCUGGUGGACCCUAAUAACCCAAUGACUGUAACAUGUAGGAUUUCCGGUCUUCCCCUUAAUUCCUUCCGCGCGGACGCGACGCAGCACGAAUACGCUAUCGAGACACUGACUCUGACUGACGGCGGGUACAGGGUCUCCGAGAGGAACUGCACAGAUGCGGAGGACGGGAACAUCUCCUGCGUUCACAAGAUCGUCCAGAGUGUCCCUGACCAGCCGCUUACGACUUUGUACGACGUCACGUAUGGUGGACCAAAGUCGGCAUGGCAUACAAUUGAGAAUGUCGAGACGUAUGAUAUUCCCAGAGCUACCAGCAGCGCAGGGGAAGACGACGAUGACGAUGACGAAGACGACGAUAAGAGCAACGACGACGACGACGACGAUUCCGGAGCAUCGGGCAAGAUCCUUGGCUUUGUAGCGCUUGCGGUGGGAGUUGCACCAGGACUUUUGGCUGGUGUAGCGUUGCUGUGA
Coprinopsis cinerea okayama7#130 is the source of this 720-nucleotide messenger RNA. RefSeq lists its product as hypothetical. The record is from RefSeq and is a predicted model, not a curated record. NCBI's taxonomy places the organism in Eukaryota, Fungi, Basidiomycota, Agaricomycetes, Agaricales, Psathyrellaceae. The transcript has 5 exons. Bases 1 to 720 code for a protein of 239 amino acids.